Hypomesus transpacificus is the source of this 4504-nucleotide messenger RNA. It is a transcript of the gene mtfr1, whose product is annotated as mitochondrial fission regulator 1. Lineage: Eukaryota; Metazoa; Chordata; Actinopteri; Osmeriformes; Osmeridae. Gene Ontology annotation, cellular component: mitochondrion. The record is from RefSeq and is a predicted model, not a curated record. Gene Ontology annotation, biological process: mitochondrial fission; aerobic respiration.
AGUCGUUUAGGUUUUUUCUGAACACUUUUGAUUCAUCAAUCCAUAGGAUCCCAUCAAAUAACUCCGUAUAUUCGGUUCACUGUAAAGAUUUGAAUUGUAUAGCUGUUUCAACGCAGUUCUCAACCAGCAGCACCGGGUGAAUUGGAAGACAUAAAGUAUCCUAGGUUGUCGACAACAAUUUAUUUUGACCUCUGCUACCUAAGAAACGAUGCUGUUAUCUGGAGUGUGGUUCCACUACCUCGGUAGUACAGUUCGUUAACAUGACUAAAGAGUAUGCAAACAUAGAAAUGGACCUGGCUUUUGGUUCUGCCAAGCCGUAUGGAUCCACAAGAAGUAUUGUCAGAAGAAUUGCCUCCAGUCUUCCUUUUAAACCAUGCCCCAGGGUCCAUUUUCAGCUGCACCCUUACACUGAGGAAGCUGGCUUGUUAAACAGCUCCCAGAGGCAGAGUGGGCUGUUGGCCUCUCUGGCUGAUGUGGGCUGGAUCGACCGGGAGGACGAACAGGAUGGGGGCCUCAACGGAAUGCCCAGGUCAGGGGCUCCUUCAGGACUUAUGUUCCGCUCCCAGCAGUCUCAGCCCAGCAGACGUCCUCUGACUAGGCAGAGGUCAUUACCCAGCCUGAACCGGGCUGACCUGAACCCCCAGGGCCAGACGACCGUCAACAAUGAGGCCAUCCAGAAGAUCAGUGCUCUGGAGACUGAGCUGGCUAAACUGCGGGCCCAGAUAGCACAGAUCGUUCUGGCCCAGGAACAGAAUGCACAGCCAGCCGCUCCUUCCGCAGGUGUACCUCCGCCUCCCCCUCCCUGUGCUCCUCCUCCUCCCCCCCCCCCGCCCCCUCCCCCUCCCCCCGUCGGUCUCCAGAGGAGCUUCUCAGCUAUUGACCUCAUCAAAGAGCGCCGGGGGAAGAAGUCUGAUAGUCUGCUCACGAUUGUGGAUGAGGGGCCUCGGCAGGCUGAGGUCCCAAGCAUGCUGGAUGUUCUGAAAGACAUCGGCAAAGUCAAACUGCGUUCAGUCAAGAGUCGCUCUGACGAGGGCAAGGCCAAGGUCUGUGACCCCACAGAUGCCGCCUCACUCAUCGCCGAGGCCCUGAAACGCAAGUUUGCCCACCGCCAUCGCCACGACAGCCAGGAGGACGACCAGGAGUUCAACCUCCCUGCCCCAGAGGUCAAACCUCGCCCAGAGGCACCGCUGUUUGGUCAGCACAUGCUGAAGUCCACAGGGAAGAGACGGGUCCUGUAAGGAGCUGUUGAAGACGAGCAAGGACAUUCGAGUCUGGACAUUCGAGGGCUUCAUCUCAGUCUGUUCCUCAGCUGUCACUUCAGAGGAACACGUUCAUCUCUGCCACAGCAGUCAGCCUGCUCUCCUUCCCUGUUCACCCUCAGUGCUGCAUCUCAAGACAGCCUCAUCGUUUUUGCACUUUGAUAACUUACAGUAUCACUGCUCAGUUGGACCAAAAUGUUUUUAUUUGUACUCAGUUGCUUGGUGUGAAAUUUCCUGAAAUUGAGGAAAAUUCCUGUUCCGAUAGGCCCUCUGUUCAAAGUCUUCAAUUAACAUUUUCUGUGUGACGUGCAUAAGCCAUACUGUGUGCAUUAUGAGUAUGUUGUGGACUCACACGAUUAACUUAGUAGUUCACUACAGAAUCCUAAUAGCCUUCCUGGUCUAUUUGUUAUCAUAUUGUAUAUGUGGGAUUAGUGCACAUUAUCUUCUUUAUUGUCUCUUUUGUUGGGAAGGUUGCUUUUCCUCAGAGCUAGUGUAGGCUCUAAACUUUGAUCUAACACAGAGGAAAGGAAUCCUUUUCUGACGUCUGGUCUCUUGUGGAGUAAUGUGUAUUUUUGUCUUUGUAGUGUAAUUUAUAAUUUGGGAUACUUAUUUAUGUUUUGGUUUUAGGAAAUCAUUUAUUUUUUUAACUGAACGCAGAAAAUAAUGUGAUUGCUCUAACCCAUUGCUGAGUGCAUUAAGAGAAUAGAUGACUAAAUGUAUUUAUAGCGGAAUUUAGCCUGUUUCUAUUUUAGCUGUGAGAUUUGUAUUGAGAGAACAUAACAAGACCAGUUUCCAAGCAGAAACCUGCCAGUCUCAAUACCUCAAGCCUGAUCGCUGCCUGAUCGCUGCCUGAUCGCCACCUUAUCACCGCCUGAUCGCAGGAAACAACAUUGACCUUGACGUUAAUCUGUAGCAGGUAUACGCUGCUUCUUGUCUAACCUUGCCAGUGGUAGAAGUUGUGUUUUCGUUCAACAGUAGAAGCUUUCACCUGUCGUUUGGGGCCUUAACUCUGUCCCACAGUUCAGAGACAAAAACAUUCCAUGAGGGAGGUCACUUAGUGACGACUUAGGUGCAUUUGUAUCAUUCUGUUGUAAUGACACGGUACCUUGGUGCAAAGGGAAAGCUGCUUCAAACAACUCUAACCAUAGUUCCGAUAUCAUAGUUAUAGUUAUGGCAGUAAUACUUGAUGUUUUGAAAACAAAACCGAUAUCCUUGACUAAAAACAAAUAGCAACCGUUGAGAACAACCUCAGUGUUUUGUAUCAGUAUGACACUAAUCAUAAGGAUUCCAGUUUGAUAGAAGAGGUCAGUGUUUUGUAUAUCAUGGUUAGUUUCCAUUGUUCUGUCAAUGAUGAUUCAAGUGUGCCUUCAAACUACACUGUGACACUACAUUGUUUCUUAUCUGUUAAAAGUUCUGUACCUAGACUGGAAUCAAAUUCAUUAAUAAAAUAAAAACAAAAGAAACUGUGCAGUGUUCUUAGUCACUCCAAGAUUAGGGGGAGAUAUAAACUACUAGAUUGACACAGGGCAUAGAAACUAGCAAAUGAUUACAUUUGUGGGGUUAUUACAAAUCACAGAUAAGAUCAUUUUUGCUUCGAUUCAGAUAUAAUAUCAGGUUGUGACUCACCAAGGUCAAAGACCAUGUCAGGCAUAAUUAAGGAUUUGGGCCCAUUAUGUCAACUGGUUUUAUUAAUCAAAAGGCAACUGCAACAGGCAUGUAUCAAAAGGGGAAUAUGGCUAAGCCUUCACAAAGUCUGGCUUGAAGCUGAAGUCUUCAUCCCAAAAUGGCUGUUGCGACAAAUUGUAAACAGUUUUUAUCAACAGUCUUACAGCACUUACAACAAAAAUACAAGUCAGCUAAAAUCAGAAAAGCACCUGUUAUCGUUCAGAAUGUCUAAAUACAAACACCUGUUUUUGUGCCACUGUACAAGAUCAAAGCAGACAAACUAAAAACAUCAGGAAAUGGAAUGUUCAAAAGUCACCUUUUUUUCCAUAUAAAGAAGGAACAGACUGGGGGGGGGGGGGGGGUUCAGUAUUUUCUCCUUACAACAAAAGGCAAAAGGACUGGACAGUGCAUUAAAAGGGACAAGCACACCAUGCACUUCGUGGGAGGAGCAGGAGCUGGUUUGGUCACUUAGCGUAGUCUGUGCAUAGUUAUAAGGCAUCAGUCGAGCAGGUCUUCUUGGUUGCAUGUGGUUAAAAGAGACAUUCUGUAGAGGAGGGAGGGAGUCGCCUUCAGUAGUUGUAAAGGAAACCAGGCUGAUCCUCUGGAGAGGUGGCCCCUCCCCCGCGUCUUGCAGUCCUUCCCUCCCCCUCCGGGUGGCGAUAGGCGUACCCUGAGCCAGUGGAGCUGUGGUGAGAUGUGCGUGUGAUGACUGAGGGAGUGAUCCAGGGUUCAACGUCAGGUUCGGGAGGCCCAGGUCCUCCUGCCAGCUCUAACACCACUGACUGACUUGUUGCUUCAUCUUCAAAACAGCUGGACUCCUUUCAGAAGAGCAAAGAGGAAGUGGAGUUGUGAAAUACUUUUGUUGACUGUUCAUCACGCCUCUGUUGGAGAGAGGCUGCGUGUCUGAUACUGUCGCUGGGAGGGACUGAAAGAGAGGCUGGGAAUACGAGGGAGCACAGGUGGAGCGAUUUAUGGCAUCUGGUGUGUUUGUCCGUCUGACUGACUUGGGCGUUACUCAUGGCUUCGAAGGUGACAGUUUAAACCCAAGUGGUUUUUUCACAUCUGUGCUUACAAGGCAAAUCUGGACAUUAUUUGUUAGAGGGACAGAUAGGACGAACAAACAGGACAUCUGUAAACAGUCUUCAUAGAGGCAGCAAAACGACAGGGCUUAUCACAUUAUAUUUCUCACACGAGGAAGAAUAUUUCGGUACGAAUGCAUCAACACACACGGCAUUUUUGUCAAGUCUUAAAGCGAGGCUUGUCUCUGAAUACUCAAGGUGUUUUCAAAUCGAUUUCUUCAAAGUCAUUCAAGGACAUUUGAAUGCAAAUGGAACUUCCCAUCCAGGUGUUUAUCCAGUUCUUGUUAUUCCCUUAAAUUUGCCAUCCAAAUAGUGGUGUGUCAAAUCAGUAAUGCCUACAAACUACAGAGGAAAAAUAAAUAAAAUAAGCAAAUUAAAGGAAAUACAGCAGUAGCCAAAUGAGGUAUCUAUGUAUUGCUCUAUGUCAAAGAAAGAAAGGAAUUAAAAUUAAAUAAAUAAAAAUCAGUGGUUUAUCAAAAUGAGAUGGGGGGGGGGGGGGGG